CACGCACACCGGAGAGGCCGUGGCUCCGGAUUCACCUCAGCUCACUUCAGCACAGCACGGUCGAGUUAAAUCGGAACUUUUAGUUGCUCGGUUGUGCGGCGGGUGUCGGUAGAAUUGAUUUUUGUGUUUCUCGGUGUUUUGGGGGGUCGUGGGAAGUUUUUUCUGUAUUUAAUUGAUCGGUGUCGGUGUCACGGUUGGAGGUUUUUCAUCCUGAUGAACAAAAACAAAUCGUGAGAAGUGUUUGAUGUUUGUUUGAUGUUUGACGUCUGAACCGGACAGCCGGUGAAAGCGCAGCAGCAGAAGCAGCAGAAGUAGCAGCACCGGUAACGGAACAUUUACACCGAAAAAAAAACAAUCCAGUACAAGGACAGAAUAGAAAUACACACAUAAACACUUUCUCGUGCGUGAGCGUGUGUGUGUGUGUGUGCGCGCGCGCGUGUGUGCGCGUGUGGGAGCGACUAUGGAGGCUCGGUUCGGGCUAGGCAGAGUUUGCGACUCUCCGUACCGGACGGUGAUCCACAGCGGCCGAGGAGACACCGGCGCUCCGGGAGAACCCGCGCUCUGGGACGGUGAUUGGAAGCACGCGCGGGACGGGCGCUCCGGUGCUGGAGGAGCGCGAGGGCGCGUGAUCACCUCCUCGGAACCGACUUUGAGCGAGCUGCUGUGCUCGGACACCGGUCCGAGCGACGACAACAAUAACAGCAGCAGCAGGAGCAAAGCGCUACCGCAGAGACGGCGCGACACCGGGGAUGAACCGGUCGCGCAUGACUUGAGGGUGGCCGACGCGACCGCGACCACCACCACCACCACUACGAUCUCGGAGACGGCGCGAGAGCUGUGCAAAGCCGUGUCGGUGUCGCUCGGUCUGGCCAUGGAUGCGCACGUGCACGAGCGCGGGAUGCGUCGUGAGGAGGACGAGGUGGAGGACGCGCUGCACGGACGGGACAACGACAGGAGCUCAAGACUGGUCGAGAUGUUAAAAAGUGGCGGCGGCGGCAGACACGGCAGCACCGAGGAGGACUUCAUGAUGAUGAUGAUGCACAUGGACAACUGCGCGCAUCGCACCGUGUCCACGAGGGACGCGCAGAAUCCCGACUACGACAACGGACGCACUAUGGCGGGUCUCGUGCCUUUCAAAAGCAGCGGCGGUCACACCGGCUCAGAAACCGAGAGAGCUGAAAGCACCGUCUCGUCCUGCCAGUACGAACAACACCCGCACCACUUUUCCCUAAACUUCGCGCGUGCAGAGCCCUCCGUCGUGCGACUACCACCGGACGACCUGUCCACACCGGAGCACGAGCGCUACACCGACGAUUAUUACUACUGGCCGCGCUAUAACGUCCGUGUGAAGUCCGAGGCCACUGGGUCGCACAGCACCGUCCCGGAAUGCCCCUCAGCCCUGAGCAGGACCUGGAACCGGUACGGUCCCGGUGCGCAAUAUGGACCCCCAUCGUGCACCGUCGCGAGCGCGCACUCGCUGGACGCGCCGCUCAUCUGCAACCCGUACGAGUACAACCGGAGCGGAACCGGGCUCGGUACCGGCGCGCUGACCGCCGGCCCGCCCGAGCCCUGGUACCACGGAGCGGGCAUGCUGAGCCGAGUGCCCCCGUACCCCGGUGCGCCGUGCCUGAAGAACGAGGUCGGGGAAUGGCUGGACGUGACCUCGCUCACCGACGGCAGGUUGGAGGGCGCCAGGGAGGUGUUCCCCAUGGAGUUCUUCUUCCCGCCCCAGCGUACCUGCCUGAUCUGCUCGGACGAGGCGUCCGGGUGCCACUACGGCGCUCUGACCUGCGGCAGCUGCAAGGUGUUCUUCAAAAGAGCUGCCGAAGGAAAGCAGAAGUAUCUGUGUGCCAGCAGGAACGACUGCACCAUCGAUAAGCUGAGGAGGAAGAACUGCCCCUCCUGCCGCCUGAAGAAGUGUUUCGAGGCGGGCAUGACCCUCGGAGGUAAGGGUGGGUUUUUGGAAUCACGUGAUGUGACGGCGUGGUGGUGUGGUGGUGUGGUGGCGUGGUGGCGUGGCGACGUGCCCUUGUACCGGUGCUAGCGCGUCAGAUCUCAGGCGCUGACCGACGUGCCCGGACGGCGGGCGAGUUUUAGCGCUCUCAGACGAAACGUGUGAACGAGGGAGAUAAUUACACUCAGGGUUUUUGUUUAGUCUGGGUUAGCUGUUAGCUGUUAGCAUGAUAAGACAUGCAUGUGUGUGUGCUCGUGUGUGUGCGCGUGUGUGUGUGUCCUUGGCAAUGCUAAACGAUUUAGCCCUGAUUGAGCUUGUUACGCUAUUAUCUGUUACUAAAGUGAAUUCGAUCACAUCAAAGACACGAAAACGAAAGAAACUGCAGAAACCAACAGAAAUAAAUAAAAGACUGAACCUGCAGAUACAAGAAACACUCCAAUUAUUAAACACAAUUACUUUCAUUUACCUUAAUACAAAUAACAAGGUAAUAAAGAUUAUAUAUAAAUUAUAUAUAAUAAUAUUAUAUAAAAAUAUAAAUUACACACCAACAUUUUAAAAAAUUUAAUUCAUAGU
This is a messenger RNA of Trichomycterus rosablanca, 2527 nucleotides long. Its product is annotated as androgen receptor-like. Gene Ontology annotation, cellular component: nucleus; chromatin. The record is from RefSeq and is a predicted model, not a curated record. NCBI's taxonomy places the organism in Eukaryota, Metazoa, Chordata, Actinopteri, Siluriformes, Trichomycteridae. Gene Ontology annotation, biological process: nuclear receptor-mediated steroid hormone signaling pathway; male gonad development; positive regulation of transcription by RNA polymerase II. Bases 461 to 2044 code for a protein of 527 amino acids. The transcript is spliced from 3 exons. Gene Ontology annotation, molecular function: estrogen response element binding; zinc ion binding; nuclear receptor activity.